GGAACUUUUCAAAGAGCGACGGUAUACAUCUUUCACACAAUGACAAGUGCAGAUCCUUGGGUUGGGACAUGGAGACCCCACAGACCGAAGGGGCCCAUAGCUGCCCUCCAUGGAAGCCCAGGGCCAGCAUAUGCACUGCCGGGUCUCACAGGUGGUGAGAGGCAUGACCCCACCAAAAACAAAGCACCUGUGAUCAGCCUUGGGAAACGAUAUGAGCUGCCCAGUUUCAACUGCUCUCCUGGACCAAAGUACCUCGUCCCAGCUAAUGUCAGCAAAACAGGCAGACAUGGAACGCCUGCAUUUUCACUUCAUAGCCGUCUAAAGAGUCCAAAAGUGGUCAAAACCCCUGGACCAGGCCAUUACUCCCCGGAGCCUUCAGGCAAGUCAGUCUUCCGCUCUUGUCCAGCUUAUUCUGUGUGUGGAAGGAGCAAAGACAUGUCUCGUGACGAAACACCAGGGCCAGGCUCUUACAAUCUGCCCACUGCACUGGGGUGUAAAACAGUGGUCACCUCUGCAGCUCCUGCCCAUUCAAUCAGCAGCCGAAGUAAAAUUGGAGGCUUUAAUGAGGACCUGAAGAAGAGUCCUGGUCCUGCUGCCUACAAAGUCGUGGACUCUUGUAUUUUCAAGAGUAAACCUCCUCAGUACAGCAUGACAGGCCGCAACUUCACGCCUAGUCCGGGUGCAAAUACGCCUGGGCCUGGAUCACACAAUCCAGGGAAGGUGACCUUCACAAAAGCAAAAGCACCAUGCUUUUCUUUUGGACUGCGACACUCGGAAUACAUCUUACCUGUCCCAAAUGUGGCUGAAUAAAGUCACAUAUAUUCUCAUCUGUAAAAUGGGAAUAUUGCCUUGGCAAUUGUUAAUAAAGCAUUAAAAAAAGUUGAACAUGGUUAUUGAGAUCAUAUGUAGAUUGUAAUUGUCCAUUUUUUUGGGUCUUGGUGCAUUAACAUUUUGUCAAGUGUUUGAUCACUAUCAGUGUUUCAAGAAAUAAAAACAUCACUAUUAGAACACACUGUUGUCUG
Sphaeramia orbicularis (orbiculate cardinalfish) is the source of this 1022-nucleotide messenger RNA. It is a transcript of the gene cimap1b, whose product is annotated as ciliary microtubule associated protein 1B. Bases 40 to 810 code for a protein of 256 amino acids. The record is from RefSeq and is a predicted model, not a curated record. Lineage: Eukaryota; Metazoa; Chordata; Actinopteri; Kurtiformes; Apogonidae. The transcript has 7 exons. Gene Ontology annotation, cellular component: cytoskeleton.